AUCCUUAGUUCAUUUUAGUGCUAUAGCUCACCUCCUGUUCUCCCGGGACGUUAAUGCCUCAUCCUUAGUUCAUUUUAGUGCUAUAGCUCACCUCCUGUUCUCCCGGGACGUUAAUGCCUAGUAAAUGGAGACUGUCUAUCUACAAUUGCGGUCACACUGCAUGCCCCAUAUGCGAAACCAUUUAUUAUUGUGCUUUAAUGUGUUUCGCUCUGUUCUAUUCUAGCGCUGUCAACUUUGCACUGGGACCGUAAAGGCUCAGCUGUCGCACAUUAUUCCAUUGCCCUCGACCCAUGACAAGUAAACAGUGACCAAAGUUAGAGCGCUUUGAAGAGGGCUGACAUGGCACACUGUUCCUUUACACAUGGAGGUUAGCUGAUCACAAAUCACCAAACCGAGGAGACAGAGACACCAUGGCUCUCCUGAGGUCCAUUACAGUAGCAGUAGCUUCUCUCCUCCAUUGACAUCCUCUCUUCUCCUCUUCCACCACCACCACUUCCUCUCUCCACUCAUCUACCCAUCCACCCUCAGUACCACCCCUCCCCCCAUCCAUCCACUCCUACAACCUCAGCACCACCCCUUCCCCAUCCAUUCACCCCUACAACCUCAGCACCACCCCUACCCCCAUCCAUCCACUCAUCCACCCUCAGCACCACCCCUCCCCCAACCAUCCACCCUCAGCACCACCCCUCCCCCAACCAUCCACCCUCAGCACCACCCCUACCCCCAUCCAUCCACUCAUCCACCCUCAGCACCACCCCUCCCCCAACCAUCCACCCUCAGCACCACGCCUCCCCCAACCAUCCACCCUCAGCACCACCCCACCCCCCAUCCAUCCACCCAUCCUCUCCACUCCUCACUGACCUCGUUGCUGCCCAUCGUUGUGGCAUCAUGGCGGGGGAGAAGGGACCAACCAGGCGGAGUGCCAUGGACAUCAAGCGCCUAGCAGGGCUGAUUCAGAGGGGGGCGGGUCGUCUACUGGUGAUUGACAGCCGGACGUUCUCGGAGUACAACGCAUCCCACGUACAAGGGGCGGUCAACGUGUGCUGCUCCAAGCUGGUGAAGAGGCGACUGCAGCAGGACAAGGUGUCCGUCACCGAGCUACUACAACCCAACGGCAAGGUCAAGGUUGAGAUGGGCAGGAAACAGGAAGUGGUGGUAUACGACCAGAGUUCCAAAGAGACGGGGCAACUGUCCAAAGACUGCUUUGUCCACAUCUUGCUGGGCAAACUGGAGGGCACCUUCCAUCGAGUCUCCCUGCUCACAGGGGGCUUUGCUGCGUUCUCCUCCUGUUUCCCCGGGCUGUGUGAGAGCAAGCCAGCUCUGCCUAUGAGCAUAUCCCAGCCCUGCCUGCCUGUAGCUAACGUAGGCCCCACACGCAUCCUACCACACCUCUACCUGGGAUCGCAGAAAGACGUCCUCAACAAGGACCUGAUGGUUCAGAAUGGCAUCACGUACGUGCUGAAUGCCAGUAACACCUGUCCCAAGCCUGACUUCAUCAGAGAGAGCCACUUCAUGCGGAUCCCUGUCAAUGACAACUACUGUGAGAAGCUACUGCCCUGGUUGCAGAAAACCAAUGAAUUCAUUGACAAAGCCAAGGUGUCAAACUGCAGAGUCAUUGUGCACUGCCUGGCUGGAAUCUCACGCUCAGCAACCAUCGCCAUCGCAUACAUCAUGAAGACAAUGGGCCUGUCAUCGGAUGAUGCCUACAGGUUUGUGAAGGACCGACGGCCUUCAAUAUCGCCCAACUUCAACUUCCUGGGGCAGCUCCUGGAGUUUGAGAAGGGGCUGCGACUCCUCCAGGCGCUGUCAGACGACAAGACCUCAGAGGGCAAAGGUCAAUCCCAGGGCUCAGAUGUCAACGGGUUCAGCUCAGGGUCAGAAGUCAAUGGUCACCAUGACUCUUCAUCAAUAGAGCCCCAGACCCCACCAGAACCGAAGCUCCCCUCGCCGACUUCUCUCCAGCAGGGCUUCAACGGCCUCCACCUGUCGGCCGAGCGCAUCCUGGACACUAACCGGCUGAAGCGAUCCUUCUCCCUGGACAUCAAGUCUGUCUACUCCCCCAGCAGCACCCACUGCCUGUGCCUGGCAGCGCCCACACACUCCGAAGACGUGCCCAAGCUAUGUAAGCUGGACAGUCCCCCUGUCAAUGGUGUCUGCCCUCAGUUCUCCCCUGUCCCAGACAGCCCCAGCUCGGCUGAGUCGCCCUUCCCUUCCCCGGGGUGCGGCGGCAGCAUCGGAGGUCUCGACGUUGGGGGUCCCAGUGAGGGGGGCGUUCGUUCUGGAGGUCCAUCAUCGUCCAGGCCCAGGAGGAAAGCCAAGCACAGCCCUGGAUCUGGAUCCACAACUAGUUCCCCGGUACACCCCCAGUCCCUGAGUCUGACUCUGGGACGCUCCUUGCCCGUUCACAAGAGCCCUAGCCUGGACGAGAGCCUGAAGGGCUCCAUGCUUCUCUCUCUGCCCCCCAAAGAGUCCGGAACCAUGUGGACCAAACACAGAGACACAGUCCAGGCCACCACCCCAGUCACACCUGUCACCCCCACUGCCGAUGCCCCCUGGUACUUCGGGGCUGAAGAGGUAGGGGAAGGAGGGAUGGAACUUGGAGGAGAUGAAGGAGGAGGGGUGGAAGUGCGAUUCGGAAGCAGCUCUGCAUACGUGGCGUUCGGUUGUAGCGAGGGGGUGCGGCUACGGGAGAAAGUGCAGCGGGACAAAAGGGCAUCGUCGUCAUCAGCGCCAUUACAGAGGGACUCCUCAACGACCGUCGCCAACGGGACAGCCUCCAACAGCACCGAGAAGCAGUUCAAGCGGCGCAGCUGUCAGAUGGAGUUUGAGGAGAGCAUCUCAGAUACGCGUUCCCGGGAGGAGCUGGAGAAGAUGGGGAAGCAGUCCAGCUUCUCUGGCAGCAUGGAGAUCAUCGAGGUGUCCUGACUAACCGCACUCCUGACCACAACCGGCCCACCCAGGGAGGAGGAGAAACGGACCUGAAGGAGGAGGGAGGACAGAGGGGGGAAAUUUACGCUCCCCAAACAUACCGUGUUAAAGACUCAAACUCUGAGAAGACAGAAACACCAGAGAGAUUCCGGGAGUCCCUUAUCUAGCUAGUGUUCCUGGACUAGACAUGGGGUUCAGCAGGCUGUUGAUUUCCUAGGUUACAUUUACAGUUCUACCAACCAAAGCUCUGAAGAGAACAACUACGGGAAAAGACGGAGACUAUAGGGCACUGACACUGAACUAUGAACUGUGAACUAUUUCCUCUGUAUGGUGUCAGUUCAAGAAGAACAGAUCCAUGGGCACAUCUCAAACCCCCCCAUCACCCAUAUAGUGCACUACUUUUGACCAAAAGUCACCAAAAGUAUAGUGCUAUUUUCAUAAUUGGGUGUCAUUUGAGACAUAGCCAUGUUCUUUCCUCCCAAAGACUUCAAUCCCCAGCAUGCCUCAGUCUGCCCCUCCCUUCAUUUCAAAGACUUCAGCCCCAGAGAACCACAACCCCCAGCAUGGCUCAGUCUGCCCCUCCCUUCAUUACAAAGACUUAGAAAGAGCUCUGUACCCCAGAAAUGCACCACAGCACAAUGCAGAGAGAGACAAUUCAGACUGUCCUAAGAGACUAUACCGGUGGUACUGCAUCAAAACAAUGACAAAUCGUGUUGUCAGCCCAACAUGGUUUACAAAGACUUUGCAGUUUAAGAGGACUCACAGUGACUGAUAAAGACUGGCAUUGUAUUUUUCCGCAAUACUCCUCUGCUUCCUUGUUUCCAGUGUUUAACAGUGUGACGUGACUGUUGGGGCGGUGGGGAGGAGAGGAGUUAGGUCUAAGUUACGCCCUCCCUGUAGUGGAGUUCAGUACUCGCAUGUCUCACUCCACACCUCCCAAGUAUACCCCACCCCAGCCUCUCAGAGCAUGCUCCAGGGUGGCUGGCAACAGACAGACAAAUACUAUAUAUACUAUAUGAAUAUAUAUAUAGCGAUUUUAAUGGACUUUUAAUCAACAACAAAAAAUCUCAGUUCUGGUUGUAAAUUUAUUUGAUCGGUUCAUUCUGGCAAUGAGAAAUAAUAGAAUGUUUUGUGGACUUUUUCUUUUUCCUUUGUUAAUCUCAGUUUUUGUUGUAUGGUAUUUAUGAAACACAUACAACCACACACUCAUGCACACACAAACACAUGCACACACACACACACUCAUGCACACAAAUCUACACGCAAGCAAUAUGUGCUGUUCCUUGUUUGGAGGAAGAGUGAUGUAUUGUGGGUUUCAUCUGACGUUGAAAUGCACUUUUCUGUUACUCUUCAAAAACAAGUAUCCCAUCCACAUCCUAAGAGGGUACCAACACCCUCUAACCCAGGGGUGGGAAAACUACAGCUCAUUCAAUCCGGCCCAUGGGAGGUUUCAGUAAAAACAACGAACAAAAUGGGGGUUAAAUUAUUAUUUGGGGUUUAAAAACGACUCCAGGCCACACUUAAAUGUCUACAACUAGAUAGAAUGUUUGUAGAAAUUAUAAUACACCUGUACAUUCUCAAAUAACUGCCCUUUUUCUGGCCCAAAAUAGAUUUUGACAAAGAAAUCGGUUCUCAAAUCUUCUGUGCUCCCCUCAGUUGAAUUUCUAAAUCCUGAUGUGGCCUUCGAGCCAAAAUGUUUGCUCACCCCUGCUCUUACCUCUGGUGACAUCACCAGAUGUGUGGUAUGGUGAAGAACAGUCCCUAUGAGCAUGAAAACUUUGAAUUUACAUUGAAAAGAUGUUGAAAAUACAUAUUUGUGGUUGAAAAUACAUUGAAAAUAGGUAUUUUUAAAUGAAUAUACAUUAAAAAAAUAAGUGUUUUCAUCAUCUUAUGUUCACCAAGAUGACUCUUCAGUUGAGUGUAAUUAAGAUGUUAUUUAUUGUGAUUGGGGGCUCCUACAGUUAGUGCAUCUCCUGGGAGACGGUUAAUGUGUGUGAUCGAGAAUGAAGAACUUUAUUCAACCCAGUACUAAAGAGCAGAAUUAUUGUAGGAAGGACUGUUGAUUUCUCCAGGGCUCAUGACAACAACUACCGGUAUAUGCAAGUAGAUCCACACAGUUGACAAAUAUACACACACACACACAUACAGAACUAAACUGUGUUGGGAUAUGAGAGAAGCCCAUAGCUGAAACAAAUCCCCUCCACACAUACACACACACAGACAUAAACACACAGACACAUAUAGUCACACACAAAGAUAUACCACCACCUUUCGUUUGUUCUCAGGGGAUCUUUCAGUGAGCCACGCCUGGCGCAGGGUACACAAUUGCUUGCACAUCAGCACAAUGCAUGUCACUCCCUCACUAUCUCACUAUCAGUCUGUCGCUCUCACUCUCUUAUUUUCCAAAGGUUUGAUAAAAACAAAACGGAAGGGAUGAAACUAGAACGUGAUUCAGAAUUAAAUUAAUGCUAUUGCUCUGCUGGUGCGAGACUGUCUAUUUAUUUAUGAUGUACCUAUAUGUGUUUUUUUCUUUUCCUUCGGUUAGCUUUUCUCUAUUGUGACCUUUGACCUAUACCUUUGUGCUGCUGUAAGGUCAGACCUGGAUUUCCUAUUCUCUGAGGCUUUCCUUCUAGUCUCUUUAUUUUUAAAAGAUGUUAUAAUUAUUUGAAAACAUGUUAAGAGAAGAUGCAGGCUGUCCCGAUUGCUAUAAUUGUUGGUUUUGAUGUAUUAUUAUUAUUAUUAUUAUUGAUGUUAUGUUGUGUAAAUAGCAAGGUAUCUAAGAAUAUUGAUGAAUUUAGGUACAUUUUUUAAAUAAAAUCCUGAUACCUUAGGCUGCUUGACGCAAAAUACCUCAGGUUUUUCCUUCCUUGUACAUGUUUUGUGAAAAUGAGACAAAAAUACAAAAGUAACAAAAUAUGAA
Oncorhynchus gorbuscha (pink salmon) is the source of this 5848-nucleotide messenger RNA. Its product is annotated as dual specificity protein phosphatase 8-like. The coding region runs from base 889 to 2925 and encodes 678 amino acids. The transcript has 7 exons. Gene Ontology annotation, cellular component: cytoplasm. Lineage: Eukaryota; Metazoa; Chordata; Actinopteri; Salmoniformes; Salmonidae. Gene Ontology annotation, molecular function: MAP kinase tyrosine/serine/threonine phosphatase activity; protein tyrosine/threonine phosphatase activity. The record is from RefSeq and is a predicted model, not a curated record. Gene Ontology annotation, biological process: negative regulation of MAPK cascade; protein dephosphorylation.